AUGCUGAAACUAAUAGGUUCUCUCGUGCUCCUCGCCUCUGCGGCCGAGGUGAUUGCCUCUCCCCUCGCUGAGUCAGUUGCGCCGUCCAUAACUCUGGAGAAGCGCGCAUCUUGCACAUUCUCCGGGUCCAACGGCGCCGCUGCUGCGAUGGCUUCUCAGAAGGCUUGCUCCACUAUCGUCCUGUCAAACGUGGCUGUUCCGGCUGGCACGACGCUGGACCUUAGCGAUCUGGCAGAUGGCACCACAGUCAUCUUCGAGGGGGAGACAACCUGGGGCUACAAGGAGUGGUCCGGUCCUCUACUGCAGAUUUCCGGCAAAAACAUCAAGGUGGAGGGUGCGUCGGGUGCCACGCUGAACCCCGACGGCGCCCGCUGGUGGGACGGCCAGGGCGGCAACGGUGGCAAGACGAAGCCCAAGUUCUUCGCCGCGCACGGCCUCACCUCGUCGUCAUCCAUCACUAAUCUGCACAUCCUGAACACCCCCGUCCAAGCAGUUAGCAUCAACGGAUGCGAUGGCCUGACCGUCACCGACAUGACGAUCGACGAUUCCGCCGGUGACACCCAAGGCGGCCACAACACUGACGCCUUCGAUAUUGGAUCCAGCUCCAACAUUAUCAUUUCAGGCGCCAAGGUCUACAACCAGGACGACUGUGUCGCUGUCAACUCCGGCACAGGUAUCACCUUUACCGGUGGGCUCUGCUCCGGUGGCCAUGGCCUGUCGAUUGGUAGCGUUGGUGGCCGGUCUGAUAAUACCGUCGAGAAUGUGUCCUUUACGAACUCCCAGGUGACGAAGUCCGACAAUGGUCUCCGCAUCAAGGCCUCCAAAGGGAAGACUGGCACAAUCAAGGGAAUCACCUACUCAGGCAUCACCCUGAGCUCCAUCCGCAAGUACGGUAUCCUCAUUGAACAAAACUACGACGGUGGCGAUCUCAAGGGUGACCCGACGUCCGGCAUCCCCAUCACCGACCUGACCAUGGAGAACAUCAGUGGUAAAGGCGCCGUGGCGUCAAGCGGGCACAAUAUCGCUAUUGUCUGCGGCAGUGGGGCCUGCUCGAAUUGGACCUGGAAGAACGUCGAGGUCACCGGCGGGCAGACCUAUGGGAGCUGCGAGAACGUUCCUAGCGUUGCCCAAUGCUAG
This is a messenger RNA of Aspergillus fischeri NRRL 181, 1137 nucleotides long. Its product is annotated as glycoside hydrolase family 28 protein. Gene Ontology annotation, biological process: pectin catabolic process. Gene Ontology annotation, molecular function: polygalacturonase activity. Bases 1 to 1137 code for a protein of 378 amino acids. Gene Ontology annotation, cellular component: extracellular region. The transcript is spliced from 4 exons. The record is from RefSeq and is a predicted model, not a curated record. Lineage: Eukaryota; Fungi; Ascomycota; Eurotiomycetes; Eurotiales; Aspergillaceae.